UUUUUUUAAAAAAAAAGGAACAAAUCUGGUUUUGUUGUGAGGAGGUUCGUGAGAGAAGAAAGACUGUGGGGUUGAGCUCGUCUUUACUCUUCUCUUCCCUUUUUUUUUUUUUAAAAAGGGAACAAAUCUGGUUUUGUUUGUUUAUCGUGAGGAGGUCUUGUGGGAGAAGAGAGGCUGUGGGGUUGAGCUUGUGUUCUGAGGUGUGGGGGGUAGAGACUGAGCUCGUUUUGGAAAGGGGUUGAGCUUGUGUCCCUAGCUCGUCGACGGCGAAUCUGAGCAUGCCAAUGACGGGUCCGAGCUUGCCGACGGCGAGUCUGAGCUCGCCUCCUGUCGUCCCGAGCUUGCCAAUGGUGGAUCCGAGCUUGCCGCCUGAUGUUCCAAGUUUGUUAAUGCCGGCUCCGAGCUCGUCGACAGCGGUUUCGAGCUCGUUUCCUGUUGCUUUGAACCCGUUAAUGGUGGCUCCAAGCUUGCCUCUUGAUGUCCCUAGCUCGUCGACGGCGAAUCUGAGCAUGCCAAUGACGGGUCCGAGCUUGCCGACGGCGAGUCUGAGCUCGCCUCCUGUCGUCUCGAGCUUGUCAAUGGUGGAUCCGAGCUUACCGACGGCGAGUCUGAGCUCGCCUCCUGUCGUCCCGAGCUUGCCAAUGGUGGGUCUGAGCUUGCCGACGGCGCAUCUGAGUUUGUUAAUGGCGACUCCGAGCUCGUCGACGGUGGUUUCGAGCUCGUCUCCUGUUGUUACUUCGGGUUCGUUGUUAGUGAAAGAUUGUGGUCGAGAUGCGGAGGGCACGAGCUUGCCAUUGGUGGGGUCGAGCUCGGCUUUUGUUUUGAGUUCGCCAGUUCCUAGCUCGUUCCUAGGUUCGAGCUUGUCGCUUAAUGUUCCGAGCUUGCCAUUAUCGAUGAAGCCGUGUCAUGGUGAGGUGGGGCUGAGUUCGUCGUCUUUUGGUUCCAGCUCGUCUCUUGUUCCAAACUUAUCUUCUGUUGUAUCAAGCAUGCCUUCGGGUGGGAAGGUUGCUUGUGAGCAGCUGUCUUUGUUAGUUCGUAAGAUGGAGCUUGCUGAUGGCCGCAAGUCGUGGUCGGAGAUUGCCGAAUCUGUCAUUGCUGUUGAGUUAAGUACUCUUACUGGGAGUGAAGCAGAAGACAGGGUAAGCGCGAGUUUGAUCGAGGAAGGGACCGGGUUUCUUUUUGAUGAGCAUGGGACUAAUUUAGCGGUGGAGCCUGGUGUUGAGGGAUCGGGGUUGGUUUUAACAACACCUCUUAUUGUCCCUAGUUCGUCAUCUUUGACGAAGAAGACUAUGUUAGAAACCAUCCAGGAGCAUGAGCAGAUGCGGCUGGCGAACUUUUCCCAAACUAAGGAGUCGUCGUCGGAAACUACAAGUUCCUCUGAUGAUGAUAGUUCGUACUCGAGUUCUCGUAGUGAGAAGUCUGUGGAUAGUGCUGGUGUUGCUGGUGAAUAUGAUGACGUUUCUGAAGAUGAUAAACGAGAUGAUGACGUUGAAAGUGUUGGUGUUGAGGAUGAUGGUGCGCUGGGAAGCGCCAGUGAUGCGUGGAAUGGGAUCUGUGACAUUAAUGUUGGUGAGGAAAGUGAUCAAGGCGAGUAUGCUAGUGAUGGUGAUCAUGCUGCUGUCGGAGAUGAUGAGAUGGGUGACCGAGAUGGUGCAGAUGGACGUAGUGAUUUCAGUGGUGAAUGUGAUGAUUCUAGUGAUGAGCAGGAUAGUUUUAGUGGUGAGCAAAGCGGUGUUAGUGGUAGUCUAGGAGUCAUUGUUGUGGAUGAUGGGAGGGAUGACACCGAUGGAGGCGGUGAUCGUCGAGCCGAUGUUACUGAUAUUUUGAAAAAAAUAAAACAAGAAAGCGUGGCUGCCUCCCUUGCUGGAUCGCUUGAUGCCUUUGGUAAUUCUUGUGGUUAUGGGAAGAAGAAGAAAAAGAGGGUCAGGAAGGCGAGGGAAAGGCCUAGGAGUUUUGAAGGUCCUCUUGUUAAUCAUCCGGAUCCAUCGGAGUCAUUUCCUUCUAUUGUUGAUGAGGAUACGAUUAAGUGGAUCUCAGCCAACUGUUGCCGUAAUGGUGUCAUAGAGGUGCGUAUUCCUGGCGAGGAUGAACGUCCGUGGACGGUUCCGGAUGGGUGGCUUUGUGUUUACGACUUCUGGUUCACCGAAUAUCAUUUGUGGUUUCCUCUCCCGAGGUUGCUGCUGGCGUAUUGUGAUGAGCAUCUUAUUGCACUUGCUCAACUUACUCCUGCUGCUAUUCGAAACAUAGUUGCAGCUUUGUUCACAGCUGCGGAUAUUGGUGUUCACAUGAGCCUAAACUUGUUUGAACGUAUUGCGCGUAUUACUCGGUGUGAUAAGACGGACGGGGCUUUUUAUGUGUCUAUGAGGGCUGGCUGUGGUGUUGUUGGGGAGAGGAAGAGAAAAACGUUAUGUUGGAUUAAAAAGUUUUUUUAUGUUCGAAUCGCGCCUUCGUCGGUUCCUGAUGUUUCUGAUAUGAGUGUCCCUUUUAGGAGUAGUUGGAAUCCUUACAAUGGUCGUCAUUCAGUUGGUGUUCCUCUUGCUCCUGGUGAUAGUGAGUGCGUGGAAUACUUCAAGGAGACGAAGGCUCGGGACUGGACUGUGGUGAGGCGAUCGGAGGUUUGGCGGCGCAUCCCGUUUAUUGACUCAGCUUGUUGGAGAAAGAUGGAUUUUAGCGAGAUUCCGAGUUUGGCUGAUUGCUUUGCUGGAGGUAUUGAUGAUGCUUCUGUUGAUGAGUCUGGUCAGUGUGCCGCUGGUGUGGAGCCUUCGGCAUCUGCUCGUAGUAUUGUUGUGGGUCUUACGAGUACGACAGUUUCUGUACCGUCCGCUGGUGCUUCUGGAAAGGAAGUUGUUGCGGGCAGUGGGAGUGUUGUGGCGAAAAGGGCUGCUGCUGAUCGUUCAUCAAAAGACGUGCCGCCUUCAAAGUCUCGUAAAAUCGUGAGUUCUGAUGUUGAGCUGCCUUUGGUGGUUGAGUCUCCUGCUGGGGAGAAGGCAUCUUUUGAGCCGUUUGAACAUUCGUUCAAUGGUUUGGCUUCGGGAUGUGGUGAUCUUUUCAAGUUGUUUCAAUCACCUGGUGGCGUUGAUGGCUUGCCUUUUGAUCAAGUUAGGCGCGGUGAGUGGUAUAAGGAAUUUGCUCGUCACUUGGCCAUUGCUACAAAGUUUGCGAACAAAUUGGUGGUCAAUCAAGAUGAAGAGCUUGAAGAGGUGAAGGCCGAGCUUGAAAAAACGAAGGCUGAGCUUGCUUCUAUUAAGGAUAAGGUUGACAGUUCCGAGGAAAUGGCAGCUUGCAAAGAUAGCUUUGGAAGCUGGGCGGGUGAAGAAACGUCAAACGGCCGACUUGGAGCGUUUUAAGAAGGAAAAGGAAGUGGCGGGCAGGAGGUAUCGCAGGGCAGUAAUGAGACAUGAUGACGUGCUUGCUACUUUCAAUUCCCGUAUGGAAAAGGUGCGGAGGUAUGUGGAUAAUCAGAAGGUUGUUCGCACAUCUAUGUAUGGAGUGAAUCAGAUCAUGGCAGUGCUUGAUGCUGCCAAAACUUGGAAGAAAGAGGCCAUAAAUAUUCCUGAUGGUAAGGUUAAGCAUCUUGAGAAUGAAUUGGUCCGGAGGAAGGAGAAGGCAAACUCGGUUGUUUGUGUUGAGUUUGAACCCAAGGAACUGGCUGAUAUCCCUUCCUUUGAUUUUACUCGUCCGCUCUCUCCUGUUCAUCCGACUCUUGCUGCGGGGGUUGAAGAUGCUGCUAAGGCAAGAGGGAGGGAGGAAAAUCGUCGUCGUGAAGAAGCAAGUCGUCGUCGUGUGGCUGAGCGUGCUGGUGCUGCGUCUUCGGCUGUGAGGCGUGAAGGUCAGGUUCCUUCCCGUCCGUAGUUUGGUUCUUGUGAUCGUCAAGGCCCUGCGUGGCUGCUGCUAUCUUUUAUUUUGCUGCUCCUCCCCUUUUUUUUUAGACUUUGGUUGUUAUGUUUUGAUCAUGUUGAUCUCUUUCGGAUAUGGAUGUUGGUCUUCUUUUAUAUGAUGCUUGAAUUCUUCAUGUUUGUUUUUAUUCUU
This is a messenger RNA of Brassica napus (rape), 4029 nucleotides long. RefSeq lists its product as uncharacterized. The coding region runs from base 279 to 3347 and encodes 1022 amino acids. Lineage: Eukaryota; Viridiplantae; Streptophyta; Magnoliopsida; Brassicales; Brassicaceae. The transcript is spliced from 4 exons. The record is from RefSeq and is a predicted model, not a curated record.